This is a messenger RNA of Trichobilharzia szidati, 1052 nucleotides long. NCBI's taxonomy places the organism in Eukaryota, Metazoa, Platyhelminthes, Trematoda, Strigeidida, Schistosomatidae. The record is from the annotation of a GenBank genome assembly.
CCUCUCUAUAGAUUGCUACAGAAACAAAAAUGACUCUAGACGUUGCAGAGUUGAAGUCAAGGUUGCACAAACAGUCUGAACUGAUAAUGAUUCUGAAGUCAAGAGCUGAUUCUGAAAUGGAGAAUCGCAAGCUUGCGGAGUGUAAACUGCUGUCCGAAUUGAAAAGAAAUGAAGAUCUUAGGGAACAACUUGCACAGUGUCAGCAAAAAGCUUCUGAUGCUGAAAUUAAUAAUCGUGUAUUGAGAUCUACUUUGGACAGUCUAAGUUUUGAGUUGCUUUGCCAAACGUCAACUAAAAAGUCAGGUGAUAUUUUAAAGACAGAUGCAUGUAUCCAAGCUGAGCCUGAAAAAAAUUUUCAAGAUAAAAGUAUCAACACCCAGCGGAAUGAUAAAGAACGUCUUGAUGUUUAUCGUGAUAAGCUCAGGAGACUCAGAGAAAGAAGUAACGAGCUUUCUGGUUCGAUAAAUCAAGUAAAGUCGUUCUACUUGGAAAACCAAAAGACGUUGCGAAUCAGUUUGGAAGGUUUAAUAGCAUUAAUAACUACAAAAGACAGCAUUCACCUCAGGACAAGCAAAGACUACCACGAUGACUGUGUCAAAUGGGAAAAUGAAAGAAAAACAUUGACAUCGCAGCUAGAAGAUGAAAGGAUUUUGAACAACGAUAUUCGUAUGAAAUUGGAUACAGCAUAUGCAGAUAAAUCAAAACUGGAGGAUACCAUAAAGAAACUGAAAGAACAGAGGGAACGUGAAAUGAAGGAAUUCAAUGCAAACAGACGUGUAAAAUGUUUAGAAGAGGAACUUAUGAAUUCUAAGCUAGAAGUGGAACAAAUGAAACAGCUCACUGAAUAAUCGAUUUCGAGGCCUACAAAAUCUAUACCAAAGAACUAUUAGACAAUGAGAGACGAUUGAACAAGGAACUACGACAAUCAUUCAACUGAAAUUAGAAAAUAUACUCAACAAGAAUGGAUGUUUAAAGAAGACUUCGCAAAAAGAAUUACAUUCUUUUUUUUCAGUUCAACAUAUCAAGAUAUACUUGUAAAUCAAUAAAUCGAA